Messenger RNA from Aegilops tauschii subsp. strangulata, 3860 nucleotides. RefSeq names its product phospholipase D delta. Gene Ontology annotation, cellular component: plasma membrane. NCBI's taxonomy places the organism in Eukaryota, Viridiplantae, Streptophyta, Magnoliopsida, Poales, Poaceae. Gene Ontology annotation, molecular function: calcium ion binding; D-type glycerophospholipase activity. Gene Ontology annotation, biological process: phospholipid catabolic process; phosphatidylcholine metabolic process. The record is from RefSeq and is a predicted model, not a curated record.
UACUGCCGUCGAGCCCAUUCAUGCCAGCAGAACACUUGGCCUCUCCAUCUCCUCCCACCUCUCUCCUUACCACGCCGCCGCCACGAUCUGCCGCUUCCGGCUAUCUCCAGCACAUCGUCAGCACCUGCGAGAAAAACCCUGGUCUCCCUCUAUCUAUUCCCCAUUUCCCCUCACUCACUGCGUCCACCUCCACCGCUGCUAAACAGUAGAGUUGUCGCCGCUUGCAUUGGCCCCGAUGGGGCGGCCUCCAUCCUCGAGGACUACCACACCCGAGCUCACGCCUGCCUCUCUGCCGGGCACGGCUUUACCAGUGAUGCGGGCAAUCACGAGCGCCCGCCUCGCAGUCCGCGACCGCGCGAUCGACAUCCGAAAAAAGUAACCUUGGUUUCUUAAUUUUCCCCGUGUCCUAAAUAGGGCGUCCCUAACUUUGACGGGGGUUGGACCUGGUCUCGUCUGAUCUCUCUCCCACGCAAAAUGGCCGACGACACAUUAAUUAGCAACUUCAGCCUCCGGCAUGGCCGUCUCAUCCUCUUCUCUUCCCGCGCGCGGACCACACGCGCGCGCCUCUCUCUCUCUCUCGCUCUCGGGCGCGUCUUCUGCCUCUCCGGUGCGGUAAUGUCUUCUCGAUCCCCAUCUUACCUGAAUCUUGUCAUGUGUAACCAUGCCUUUUAUGCCGUGUAAAUUUUGUAAUUGGAGCAAUCCCAUUGUCCUCUAGCCACAUUCAAUGCAAGGCCCGGGCUAGAUCUAGAAUAUUACUAGAUGAGAUGGAAUACCGUUGCCCAAACAAGGGAUUCAGAAAUAUUUAUAGAAUCUCAUGCGAUCAUUUUUCAUGCUUUCGUAUGAAGUUAAGUGCUUUUAUCAAAACUACAUUUCACUCUCCAGGUACCAUUUGGAUAAUCCAUUAAUGUGAUUUGAAUUGCAAAGGAUGGUUCUCCAGGAUAAAUGAAAGCCUAGCUUAUGCACCUUAUUGUGGCCUGUUUUUUCUCAUCCCUCAUACAAUGGGGAAACACUCUGCUGAAACCGGGACUAGUAUGCUCCUACAUGGAGACUUGGACAUACAGAUAGUGGAAGCAAAAUGUCUUCCCAAUAUGGAUCUCAUGACCGAAAGGAUCCGGAAAUGCUUCACUGGCUAUGGUGCUUGCAGGUCCAACUGCGGGAAUUCUAAUCCAAAACCAGACGUGAGGAAGAUCAUUACUAGUGAUCCAUAUGUUUCGGUUUGCCUCUCAGGUGCAACGGUGGCACAAACUCGAGUCAUUAACAACUCGGAGAAUCCUAAAUGGGAUGAACACUUCUAUGUUCAGGUUGCCCACUCAGUUAGCAGACUCGAGUUUCAUGUAAAGGACGAUGACAUCUUUGGGGCUGAGCUUAUAGGUGUUGCUUCAGUACCAGUUGACCAGAUCACAGAAGGGGAUAUUGUCAGUGGCUGGUUUCCAAUCUCUGGUCACUACAGUAACCCAAAGAUAUCUCCUGAACUCAAUUUGUCUAUCCAGUAUAAGCCAUUUGAUCAGAAUCCGUUGUACAAGGACGGAGUUGGUGCCAGUGGUACUGAGAAUAUUGGUGUACCAAAUGCUUAUUUUCCUCUUCGCAAGGGUGGUAGGGUCAGUCUAUAUCAAGAUGCCCAUAUUCCUGAUGAUUUUCGUCCUAACAUUGAAAUUGAAGGUGGGAGGACAUAUGAACAAAAUAAAUGCUGGGAAGAGAUUUGCCAUGCAAUUGCCGAGGCUCAUCACCUUAUUUACCUUAUUGGCUGGUCAUUAUAUCACCCUAUCAAUCUUCUAAGGGAAUCGACAAAACCUUUGCCUGAUGGAGUCCCACGGACCAUUGGAGAGAUAUUGAAAAGCAAGGUUCAAGAGGGAGUUCGUGUUAUCGUGUUGCUUUGGGAUGACAAAACAUCACACGACAAAUUUCUUUUGAAAACGGAUGGACUCAUGCAUACACAUGAUGAGGAAGCUCGAAAGUUUUUCAGGCAUUCAGGUGUCCACUGUGUGUUAGCUCCUCGUUAUGCUAGCAACAAAAUGAGCAUUUUCAAGCAGCAGGUUGUAGGAACUUUGUUUACGCACCAUCAGAAAUGUGUAAUUGUAGACACUCAAGCCACUGGAAACAAUCGAAAAAUAACAGCUUUUCUUGGUGGUCUCGACUUGUGUGACGGCAGAUAUGAUACACCUGAACACAGGCUUUUCAAGGAUCUUACUACUGUCUUCAAGGAUGAUUUCCAUAAUCCCACGUUUCCUGUGAAUAAGUCUGAUGGACCGAGACAGCCAUGGCAUGAUUUACAUUGCAAGAUUGAGGGUCCAGCUGCAUAUGACAUACUUACAAACUUUGAACAGAGAUGGAAAAAAUCCGCAAAAUGGAAAGUCAGUGUCAGAAGAGCUGUAAGUUGGCAUCAUGAUACUUUGGUUAAAAUAAACCGGAUGUCAUGGAUUGUUUCGCCCUCUGCAGAUGAGCAAAAUGCACAUGUUUGUGAAGAAAAUGACCCAGAAAACUGGCAUGUACAGAUUUUUCGAUCCAUUGAUUCAGGAUCAGUAAAGGGAUUCCCUAAAGAUGUUCAAGAAGCCGAGUCACAGAAUCUUGUCUGUGCAAAGAAUCUGCAGAUAGACAAGAGCAUACACAAUGCAUAUGUAAAAGCCAUCAGAUCUGCACAACACUUUAUCUAUAUUGAAAACCAGUAUUUUAUUGGAUCUUCGUACUACUGGUCUUCACAUAAAGGUGCAGGUGCAGAGAACCUAAUACCAAUUGAAUUGGCCAUAAAGAUUGCAAGAAAGAUCGCAGCAAGGGAGCCAUUUGCAGCUUAUAUUAUCAUACCAAUGUGGCCUGAAGGUAAUCCGACAACUGCUCCUAUGCAGGAGAUCCUCUAUUGGCAGGGGCAAACCAUGUCCAUGAUGUACAAGAUUAUCGCAGACGCUCUCCGAAAGGAAGGGUUGGACGAUGCCCAUCCACAGGAUUACCUGAACUUCUACUGCCUUGGUAAACGUGAAGUCACAGCCGAGGUUCCUGCACCGACAAGCCAUUCUAAUGAGAAUUCCCCGUUGCGUCUGGCUCAGAAGUUCAGGAGGUUCAUGAUCUACGUGCACUCGAAAGGGAUGAUCAUCGAUGAUGAGUUUGUUCUCAUCGGCUCAGCCAAUAUAAACCAGAGGUCCUUGGACGGUUUGCGGGACACCGAGAUCGCCAUGGGCGCCUAUCAGCCACACCACAGUUGGGCAGGAAGCCAAGGUCCUCCGCGAGGACAGGUGUAUGGGUACCGGAUGUCGCUGUGGGCGGAGCAUCUGGGCACGGUGAAGGAGUGCUUCCGUCAGCCGCAGUCCAUGGAGUGCGUCCAGUUGGUGAACCAGAUGGCGGAGGAUAACUGGGCGUGCUAUGUGUCGCCACAGAUGGUGGACAUGAAGGGGCACCUCAUGAGGUACCCCAUCAAGGUCGAGAAGGACGGGAGGGUGGUGCCGCUGCCUGGGCAUGAGAGCUUCCCGGACGUCGGUGGCAAGGUGCUCGGCUCUCACUCCUCGCUGCCCAACGCGCUGACAACGUAACCAGUCAUCCUCGAUCGGCAGAGGAUCAGAGUGCUCGAGCUUGAAGAGGCUACAAAGGUGGCCACGGGCGUUCAGAAGUGGGAGUUGAAGUUGUUCCUCGGAAACUCAGAAUUAGUUGAUCUGUUGCAUAUACGUCUGACUUUUAGCAUUAACCGUUAAGCUGUAUAUGUGUAUAUAUAUAAAAGAGAGACCAGACAGAACGUCAUACCAGUUGGACCAAAUUUUGUGUCCCUGGGCAUUGCACUUUGGUUGGAGUCUAUUGCUAUGCACCUAUGAUGUAAUUCCCCGUUGUCCACCGCAGUUUGGUUAGAAGUCGGCAUUCAGAUCUUGGUCGGUCAGCAA